Molecule: messenger RNA, 1556 nt
Organism: Diorhabda carinulata
Lineage: Eukaryota; Metazoa; Arthropoda; Insecta; Coleoptera; Chrysomelidae
Gene: pall
Product: F-box only protein 28
Exons: 3
Coding region: 169-1353 (394 amino acids)
Biological process (GO): protein polyubiquitination
Molecular function (GO): protein binding
Source: RefSeq, a predicted model, not a curated record
UUUCUAAUAAAAAAGAAGAAUUAGCUAAAAAUAUCGAUUUUCAUAAUAAAAAUAUUUGUUUAAUAAUUGAAUAACGUGAAGAUGUUUUACUGCAUUUGUAUUAGUAUUUAGUGAAUUUAGAUUUUGAAAAAUAAACUUUACUUAUACUCGAAAAUUAUUGUGUAAAACAUGUCUCAGAUAUCAUACAUAUUAUGUAUUCCGGAGAUAGCACUGGAAAAAAUAUUUUCAUUUUUAACUUAUGACGAGAUCGCUAAAAACAGAAUUGUUUGCAAAACGUUCAAUGAUGUAGGAAGUAAACUUCUUUCUCGCAGUUUUUACCAAUUAGAAAAACGCCAUGCAGCUAUUCACAAGAGAUUUAAAUCGCUUCUUCCUCGAAGGGAAUCUGAAAGAAAAUCCCAUCCGCUCUCUAGACACUGUGAUAUACUUCAAGCAGUGGAGACAAGAUUAAGCAUGUUAAGCAUGACUUAUAAAAAGUAUAUAGAAAGUAAUAUGUUGUGUUUCAUACCGGGAAAGGUACUGGAUGAGAUAAAAGGUCUGUUAAAAUUGGUGGAAACCAAUCAAAACCCCCCUAGAACCCAUCAACUUUUACAAGAAUUAAGAGAUUUGAGUAGCAUGGCGAUGGAGCAUUUUGAUGAACACAUUUUACCACGUCUACAAGAACAAGUUGAUCUUCGAUCAGGUGAUAUUUCGUACAGUACCGCGGCAUCCGGAUCCAAAACCUCAAGGUUUAUAUUCGCACACAAUUCGCUCUCGAACGAAAUUCGCAAAGUGAAAAAACAGAGUAAAUCGCACAAAUACCACAUCUCCUACUUGGCUCAAAGCACUCAAAAAUUAACUCAAAAACUAAAGAAACAAAAUAAACACAUGAAAACGCAAUUUUUGAAAAUACAAGAACAAGCGAAUAAAAUCCAAGAACAGAAUACUAAGAUAAGAGAACAAGAAGCCGCCCUGGCGGAAAUGAAGAAACACAUUGAAGAAUGGGACCAGAAACAUAAAGAUCUACAUACCGAAUUGGUGCGCGCCAAAGAAGAUUUCAUGUCUAUUGGAGCGCGAGAAAAGACACCAAUCGUUCAACAAAAAUUAUAUAAACCCCAUAGAACUCCCGUAUUAUCAACGUAUUUAGAUUUGGAGAGGAAACGGAAAGGGACCACCUCGAAUGAUGUACCGGUGAAGCAAAUCAAGACAGAUGAUAAAGAUGUCGUGCGUUUUAAAAACGAAAUAUCCGAUGACGAUGAUUGCGGAUCUAAAUUCACUCGUAGUAAGUUUGGUCAAAUCGUGGCUUCUUUACUUCUCAGUCAGCCGAUUAAUUCGAAGAAUAGGAAGAGGAAGAUGCAAGAAGAUUUAGAUUUAUAGGAAAAAAAUAAGAUUUUAAUUUUUUUUCAUAUAUAUAUAUAUAUAUAUAUAUACACCUAUAUAUAAUAUGAAUAAUAUUGAAAUAAAUGAUAAUAACUUACCUUAAAAUGGAUAUAAUAAAAAAUAAUUAAAUUGAGUUGGAAAUUUUUUUUCGCCAGGUAUAUAUUAAGUAAUAUCGUUGAUUGCAAAUAAAUAAAAAUAAA